Zea mays is the source of this 996-nucleotide messenger RNA. Its product is annotated as glutathione S-transferase omega-like 2. The record is from RefSeq and is a predicted model, not a curated record. Gene Ontology annotation, molecular function: glutathione transferase activity. The transcript has 7 exons. NCBI's taxonomy places the organism in Eukaryota, Viridiplantae, Streptophyta, Magnoliopsida, Poales, Poaceae. The coding region runs from base 1 to 996 and encodes 331 amino acids. Gene Ontology annotation, cellular component: cytoplasm.
AUGACUGCACGGUCGGCGCUGGAUGAGGUCACCGACACAAGCGCCUUCGAUCGAUCGCCAUCCACCUUCCGGAGCUCCGUUUCUAGGGAUGGGCGGUUCCCCGCCGUGGUGGGGCGGUACCACCUCUACAUCUCGUACGCGUGCCCAUUGGCGUCCCGGUGCCUCGCCUUCCUCAAGCUCAAGGGCCUCGACCACGCCAUCGGUGUCACGGUCGUGAAGCCCAUCUUCGAGCGGACUAAGGAGAGCGACGAGCAUCGGGGCUGGGUGUUCCCCGCCGCCGCUGACGAGGAGCUCGGCGCCGAGCCCGACCCUCUCAACGGCGCCCGGAGCGUGAGGGAGCUCUACGAGAUCGCCAGCUCCAACUACGCCGGGAAGCCAACCGUCCCCGUGCUGUGGGACAAGCAGCUGAAGACGGUGGUGAACAACGAGAGCUCCGAGAUCAUCCGGAUGCUCAACGCCGAGUUUAAUGGCAUCGCCAGGAACCCCAGGCUGGACCUCUACCCGGCCCACCUUUGGGCCUCCAUCGACGAGGCCAAUGAGCUGGUCUACGACGCCAUCAACAACGACGUCUACAAGUGCGGCUUCGCCAAGAAGAAGGACGACCGUGUGCUCGUGACGGAUUUGGGGUCGCUCACCAGCAUCCAUGACAGGGCGCGUGAACUCUUCUACUACCUCAAGGGUGCGCAGGUGGACUAUGGCGAGGAGCACAGCAAGGCUUGCGGCCACAACAGGUUUGGGAGAAUAUAUCACAUAGGGCACUAUCCUGUUCGUUACGAGCAUAACCUAGUGCAUUUUGUGGGGCACUCUGCUGGCGCGCAGGUUGUGAGGGUGCUGCAUCAUAUGUUUACUGACAAGGCAGAGGAAGUUGUGGUGGAAAAGACCAAAACAAUGAUAAAAAGCAUCUACAUCUUGUCAAAGGUUCCUUUGGACAGAACAUCCUCCGUCUCCCACCACCCGAGCGAUUUCCUCUCCCUCGCGUCCCACGCCAUGCCCUGA